Messenger RNA from Chinchilla lanigera (long-tailed chinchilla), 2181 nucleotides. RefSeq names its product Meckel syndrome, type 1 (gene Mks1). The transcript has 18 exons. NCBI's taxonomy places the organism in Eukaryota, Metazoa, Chordata, Mammalia, Rodentia, Chinchillidae. The coding region runs from base 34 to 1713 and encodes 559 amino acids. Gene Ontology annotation, cellular component: MKS complex. The record is from RefSeq and is a predicted model, not a curated record. Gene Ontology annotation, biological process: cilium assembly.
UUUCCGGCGCUAUUGCGACGCGUCGCAGCAGUCAUGGCGGGGACUGUCUGGAAUACUGACACUGGAGAAGCUGUGUAUCGUUCCCGGGACCCCGUGCGCAACUUGCGCCUCCGAGUGCAUCUGCAAAGAAUCACAUCAAGCAGCUUUCUUCAUUACCAGCCUGUUGUCCAGCCCGGGAAGGACCUUAUAGACUUAGGCACUUUUACACCGCACCCAAUUGCCAGUGGACACCGCCCAGAUGAAGAGGAAGAUGAAGAGGUCGAGAUUGGGUGGCAGGAGAAGCUCUUUAGCCAGUUUGAAGUAGAUUUGUACCAGAAUGAAGCAGCCUGUCAGAGUCCUUUGGAUUAUCAGUACCGUCAAGAGAUCCUGAAGCUGGAGAGUUCUGGUGGCAGGAAGAACCGACGAAUCUUUACCUACACUGACUCUGACAGAUACACCAACUUGGAGGAGCACUGUCAGAAAAUGACCACUGCAGCCAAUGAGGUGCCUUCAUUUUUGGUCGAGCGCAUGGCAAAUGUUAGGCGGCGACGGCAGGAUAGGCGAGGAACGGAGGGCAGCAUCCUCAAGUCACGCAUCAUCACCUGGGAACCUUCAGAAGAGUUCAUCAAGAGCAACCAUGUCAUUAACACCCCUCUUCAGACAAUGUACAUCAUGGCAGACCUGGGGCCCUAUGGAAAGCUUGGCUAUAAGACCUAUGAACAUGUGCUCUGUAUUCUGAAAGUGGACAGCAAUGGUGUGCUCACAGUAAAACCUGACUUCUCUGGCCUCAAAGGACCCUACAGAAUCGAGACCGAGGGUGAGAAGCAGGAGCUAUGGAAGUAUACGAUUGACAAUGCAUCCUCCCUCGCACAGCCAGAGGAGGAGGAGCGGGAACGGCGUGUGUUCAAGGAUCUUUAUGGCCGACACAAGGAGUAUCUCAGCAGCCUCGUGGGCACGGACUUUGAGAUGACAGCCCCGGGUGCCCUCCGGCUCUUUGUAAAUGGAGAGGUAGUUUCAGCCCAAGGCUAUGAGUAUGACAAUCUCUACAUCCAUUUCUUUGUGGAAUUGCCAGCUGCUAACUGGUCAAGCCCAGAAUUCCAUCAGCUCUCAGGAGUAACUCAGACCUGUGCCACGAAGUCCCUGGGAAGGAACAAGGUAGCUUACUUCUCCUACCCAUUCACAUUUGAAGCAUUCUUUCUCCAUGAGGACGAAUCAGCUGACGCCCUCCCAGAGUGGCCUGUGCUCUACUGUGAGGUCCGCUCCCUGGACUUCUGGCAGAGGUACCGUGUGGAAGGCUACGGGGCUGUGGUGCUGCCUGCCACUCCAGGCGCACACACCCUGACAGUGUCCACGUGGAGGCCCAUGGAGCUCAGCCCCGUGGCUGAGCUGAGGAGGUUCUUCAUUGGUGGCUCUCUAGAGCUGGAGGACCUCACCUAUGUGCGGAUACCAGGAACCUUCAAGGGGGAGCGCCUCAGCCGCUUUGGACUCCGCACAGAGACCACGGGCAGUGUCACCUUCCGCCUGCACUGUCUGCAGCAGUCCAGGGCCUUCAUGGAGUCGAGCUCCCUGCAGAAACGGAUGCGGAGUGUGUUGGACCGUUUGGAAGGAUUCAGCCAGCAGAGUUCCAUUCACAAUGUGCUAGAGGCCUUCAACCGAGCCCGGCGUCGCAUGCAGGAGGCCCGAGACAGCCUCCCCCAGGACCUAGUGAGCCCCUUGGGAACCUCGGUCUCCUAGCUGUCUUUGGCCCUGGCCUGUGACACAAGGGGGAAAGACGAGGGAUGUCAGCCCUGUGCCCUGCUGGCUCUUCAUCUUUCUUCUCAAAGACCACAUUGGCCUGCUGAGGACCAGAAGCACUGGAAGUUCGCAGGCUGGCCCCUCUGCUGGACUUCCAGCCGUGUCUUCUUCCUGCCGGGUGGGAACAAAGCCAGAGACGCUAUGGCCCCACGUGGCCCCUCUUCAUAUUUCAGCUACUGUAAGGAGUGGCACAGCAAGGCAGGACUUUUGGCUGAAACUGAUUUCACAGGUGAACUCCUAAUUAGCCUGUCCUUGACACAGCCUCUCUUCUGGCUUGUCUCAGUCUCAGCUGCAGAGAGCUGCCUAUUUCACAGCCUAUAAAAAUGGAACUUGCAGCUGGGCAUGGUGGCACACACCUGUAAUCCCAGCACUUGGGAGGCUGAGGCAGGAGGAUUACUGUGAGUUUGA